Hemiscyllium ocellatum (epaulette shark) is the source of this 2655-nucleotide messenger RNA. Its product is annotated as guanylate cyclase soluble subunit beta-2-like. Bases 52 to 2445 code for a protein of 797 amino acids. Gene Ontology annotation, biological process: cGMP biosynthetic process; response to oxygen levels. The record is from RefSeq and is a predicted model, not a curated record. The transcript has 16 exons. Gene Ontology annotation, cellular component: guanylate cyclase complex, soluble. Lineage: Eukaryota; Metazoa; Chordata; Chondrichthyes; Orectolobiformes; Hemiscylliidae. Gene Ontology annotation, molecular function: heme binding; guanylate cyclase activity.
AGCUAUUGGAAACUGUCGUGUAUUGUAUCACAAUUGAGAUGUGACUUUUAAAUGAAGAAGCGUGUCAAUACAGUUCACCAAACUGGCGGGACUCGAGUCUCAGACCCUUCAUUGAGGAUGUAUGGAUUUAUUAACACAUGUUUGAAGUCUUUGAUUAUAGAAAAAUUCGGAGAAGAAACAUGGGAGAAACUGAGAAUCGCUGCUGAAGUCCCAGACACUUUUAUGACAUUUAAGGUAUAUGCGGAUGAUAACACAAUGCGACUGGUGGAAGAAGCAUGCAAGUUGUUAGAUGUGGAGCCAGCUAUGGUGUUACAACAAUUUGGAGAGUAUUUUUUUGAGUUUUGCAAGAGAUCUGGUUAUGAUCACAUGCUUCGUACUCUGGGAGGUAACCUGAUGGAGUUCAUUGAGAACCUUGAUGCAUUACACAGUUACCUGUCAUUAUCCUAUAAGGAGAUGAAUGCACCAUCUUUCAGGGUGGAAAAAAACGAAGACAAUUCUAUGCUACUGCACUAUUAUUCUGACAGGAGAGGACUGUGUCACAUUGUCCCUGGCAUACUUGGUGCAGUGGCCCUGGAUUUUUUUAACAGUGAAAUUACGAUGGAUAUUGUGAGUCAGAUGGAAGAGGAAGAACGAACGGGUAAAAAGGAACAUGUUGUUUUCCUGGUAACCCAGAAACCAGUAUAUUCACAUAAACGACGCAGCAGGUUAUCUGCGAAGCCACAGUAUCUGUCUGAUACACGCAAGCAAAGUGAAAAACAGUUAAAUAAACUGGACUUGGAAAGAGCAAUGGCCAAGAUGAAAAGCAAAGCGUCUGGAUCCCCUGUCAGGAAAAACCACUGGGAAACAGUCCGUGGGAUUGUCAAAUUGGGAAAAGGCAAAUUAUUAAGAGGCUUUGAACCAGUCUAUCCUGAGAGAUUGUGGGUUGAUGUAAAAACAUUUUGCAAUUCUUUUCCUUUUCACAUUGUCUUCAAUGAAGAGCUUAGGGUAAAACAAGCAGGGAUAAAUAUACAGAAACUGGUCCCAGGACUUCAAACAAUGGACAUCCGACUUGAUGAAUACUUCAACAUUGUUCACCCGGAAGUAACAUUCAAAAUAUCAAGUGUGCGGAAAUUUAUUAAUAGCUUAUUUGUGUUAAGAACAAAACGGGAAAUGAUGCCAGAAUCAUGGAAGCAUCGUCCAAUGUUGGAACUAAGAGGUCAAAUGGUGUGGAUGGAAUAUUUACAAUGCAUGGUGUAUCUGUGCUCUCCUCUGCUGCGUAGCUUACAUGAGCUUGAAGAGAGGCACAUGCACAUUUCUGAUAUUGCCUCCCAUGAUGUGACCAGGGACCUUAUUCUUCUGAAUCAGCAGAGGCUAGCUGAGAUGGAAUUAUCCAAUCAGCUUGAAAGAAAGAAAGAAGAACUAAGAAUUUUGUCCAAGCAUUUAGAGGAAGAAAAGAAGAAAACAGAAGCAUUGCUCUAUGCAAUGUUACCAAAGCACGUAGCAAACCAGCUCAAAGAAGGCAAAAAAGUUGAGGCAGGUGAAUUUAAGGAGUGUACCAUACUGUUCAGUGAUGUUGUGACAUUUACAAGUAUCUGUGCGCAGUGUGAACCAAUUCAAAUAGUGGUUAUGCUAAACACCAUGUACUUGAAGUUUGACAGAUUAACCACAGUCCAUGAUGUUUAUAAGGUGGAGACAAUAGGAGAUGCCUACAUGGUGGUUGGAGGAGUCCCUGUACCUGUUUCUUCACAUGCUGAGCGAGUAGCAAAUUUUAGCUUGGGAAUGAUCAUAGCAGCUAAAGGUGUAACAAAUCCUGUGACAGGAACACCUAUCCAGAUAAGAGUUGGGGUAACCACAGGCCCAGUUCUGGCGGGAGUAGUUGGUGAAAAGAUGCCUCGAUAUUGCCUUUUUGGAGAUACAGUCAACACAGCUUCAAGAAUGGAAAGCCACGGUGUACCAAACAAGAUCCAUCUCAGUCCUAGUGCUUUCCGAGCACUUAAGGGUAAAAACUUUGAAAUACAUGAAAGGGGUGAAAUUGAAGUUAAAGGAAAAGGGAAGAUGUGCACUUACUUCCUCAUCAGAAAUCUGGUUGCAACAGAAAGUGAAAUCAUGGGCAGGCCAUUAAGGGAGUCUGAUUCUGGCCGAGAAUCUCUGCAGUCCCUACCUGAUUCAAAGGCAGAAUAUGUCAACCAAAAAGAUGGUGGGUGCAAUAUAUAUCAGGAUCUACGACCUACUGUUGCAAUGAAGUACAUUGAUACGUCCAGAAUUGUCACAGAGAACAUUUAUACAGAAAUAAAGGAUAUAGCAGGAAAAACACGUGGUUCGGAAAGUUAUGGGAGUCUGCACAGUGUCCAUAGCCCUCAGAAAUCAGAGGAUGACCCCCAUCAGCUUCCAAAGCAUCAUGAUGAGCAAGAAAUGGGGAAACCUAGUCGGAAAAACACCAAAUCCAAUUUAUGUAUUUUACUAUAAAUGUUCAAAAUAAAAACAAAAAAAUGUUUCGGCUUUCAUAAUGCCAAGCGUUGUUGUGCUAAAUGAACAUCACAAUUGCCCCAGAUGUCAUUGCUUCAACAAUGCCUUAAAUUUGCAUUGAAAGCAGACUAGAAACGGGGGAGCAUGUACACAGUCUUGAUUGCAGAUUUAUUAACUUAUUGUAUAAUAAAAUGUGUGUUGCCUCUAAAA